GUGGUCCAAGGCUUUUCUAACGUUUGGAUCCCUCCAAAAAUAUAAUUUCAUAAAAGAUACGGUUAUCUGUUUGUUGUUAAAAUGAACCCAAAAAGGAGGUGAGCGAAGCCGAAGCAUAUGCUAUGGGUGAAGUGUCGUCUUGAAUUGAGUAAAUACAUAUGAUGAUUGUGGCCCCUAUAAAUAACCCCCAUCCCCCUUUCAUUUUCUUCAUCACUACUCGACGUGUUCUUUCCCCCAUCCUUGAUAAUCCCAUCAAACAAUCUGGAACUCAAUAAUCAACUCAUAAUGGAUCACCGCAAGCCGCAACACGGAGGUUCUUCGUUUACCGAGAAUCUGUUUGGCCCAAAGGAUUCGCCGUCCACCUCCACCUCCACCUCCUCUUCCUCCUCGGGCCUUUUCAGCUCUGUUUUUGGUCCCUCCUCCACGGGUCUAGGAAGAGACUCAUCCCACUCUAAGAACACAGGAUCAUCCAAAAAACAGGAAUAUGGAAAUGGCAGGCAUUCAGCACCAGAUUACAAGACACAAAGAGGCAAUGGUGAAAAGCAAGGGAAUCCCAUUUACCAAAAUGAAACAGUAGAACCAAGCUAUCUGAGUUCAUCCAUUUAUUAUGGUGGCCAAGAAGUUUAUUCUCCAAACCACCAAACCAGUCGCCCUCACCAUACUUUCAAGAAAGAUGGAGGAGACGACGAUCCAAACGGGAGCAGUGCUUCCAGGGGAAAUUGGUGGCAAGGUUCUCUCUACUACUAAAUAAACUGGGAGUUGGAAGACGGUAAAGUUGGGUUGUGGUGUUCCUUGUGGGGUCUUCAUUUUCAUGAAAGUUGUACAUGAGCUGAUGUUGUGCUCAUUCAAGAGUCCUCAUGUCUGUUUGUCACUUUGUUUAAAGGCCUUUCUUUAGUUAGAGUUUCAAAGGUGUCUAUGUAUAUCUCCAAAUGAUCCAUCUAUAUAUAGUAUGGAGUAUGCGACUUGUUUCUGUACCUAAUUAAGACGGUUUUUGACUUCUCCC
Cynara cardunculus var. scolymus (artichoke) is the source of this 1003-nucleotide messenger RNA. RefSeq lists its product as uncharacterized. Lineage: Eukaryota; Viridiplantae; Streptophyta; Magnoliopsida; Asterales; Asteraceae. Bases 286 to 747 code for a protein of 153 amino acids. The transcript has 5 exons. The record is from RefSeq and is a predicted model, not a curated record.